CAGUCUAUUCUGUGGUGCCGGUGUUAUUCCGUCCUUGUGUCGCCGCUCUCUGUUGUUACAUUCCAACGCCCGCUCCGUGUGCCGGUGCUGCUGUGUUGUGUGUUGUGCUCGUGUCAGUGCCAGUGUUUUGUGAAUUAUAACUUCAGCUGUUGUUUGUAGAUUGCCAUCAUUCUUUCUAUCUAGACAACAUAAUUGUUCAGGAGUACUUAGUGAAUACUGUAAAGUGAGUGUGUAAAGUGGAGAUGUGCCGUACGCGGCAGUAGUGGAGAAGCUGCGCAAGGCGGUGCGGUGGUGGGGGAAGACUCAGCAUGACGCCAUGACCGACCAAGAUGGCGGCUUGUCGGAAGCGGGAUGCUACGAGGCUCGAAUGUUCGACUCCGUGGUGCGACCCCGACAACGCGAAGACUCUACGUCGGAACAGAGUGCCCAGGAGGAGUUCGACCAGUGGCUCUGGGUCGCCUACCACGAGGAGUACGAGGCCAAGGGAGAGGUGUCGGACUGUAUCUACCACCAUGCCAAGGGGGGCCUCCACGGGCCAGGGAGGGUCAGGAUGUUCCUGCCUGCCCUGAACAAAGUUCUAUGCAGCAACAGGGUCAGCCAGAUGACCAAGACCUACAAUGACAUAGAGGCGGUCACUAGGCUUCUUGAAGAGAAAGAAAAGGACAUCGAGCUCACAGCUCGCAUCGGCAAGGAGCUACUCGGCCACAACCAGAAGCUUGAGGCCAAUGUUGCGUCGCUAGAGGGAGAGUUACGAAGUGCCAACGAGAAGAUAACGCAGCUCACACACGAGCUCACCAAGAAGACUGAACUGAUCCAGAUCCUCACCAACGAUGUGGACGACUCGGGUUCCGAGCCAGGUACCCCAGCAGGCACUGUUAACUGGGAGGUGCUACAAAGACGCCUGCUGCGCCUGGAGGAGGAGAACAAGAGCCUGCGCAGUGAGGCGACGCAGCUGUCUCAGCAGACAGAAGAGUGCGAGGCUGCGGAGGCGCGACUCGUGGCUGAGCUAGCGGCACAGCUUGCGCUGACACGCACAGACCUGUCCGGUGCCUCACUAGAUGCGGACCGUCAGAGGGAGGAGGCACUGGCCACUCGGGCGCUCGCUGACCACCUACAGGAGAAACUCGGCAAUGCUGAGGCUAAGAUCACAGCGGUAACGCAAGAGAAUGAAGAGCUCGUCCAGAUGGUGAACCUGGCACGGGAGACGCAAUGUGAGCUGGCGACCGAGUUAGCGGAGGUGAAGGAGAAGUAUGCAGAAGUGAUGAAUCUUCUGCAGGAAGCGCAGGAGACGCUGCGUAAACAACGCAAGAAGAGCCAACCUCAAGCACGCGGUGGUCUGCUGUUCCCCUCACUGCACACAUCAGUUCCGACGCAUGCUCACAACCCUGACUCCCUUGCGUCGGAGCUGGAGUGUUCACUGUUCUCUGAACUCAGCCUCGACUCGGGCAUCGGAGCUUCAUCAACCACCCUGCCCAACUACAAGAAGGUAUUUGAGACGGUGAGAUGUGCCAGUCGUGCCGGCUCUCAGGGCAGCAACAGCUCGGCAGGCAGCAGUCCGGGUCCGGGGUCUCGGUACCCCACCCUCGGCCCCACGGCGCCUCUGUCGACCUCAUCCAUCCAGCGGCCUCGGAUGUCUUCAAGCUACCUGCCUCCUCACAGACUGUCCAGGCCUGGCUUGGAUUCUGCAGGGGCCAGUGACUCCGAGUGUUCUGAUACAGAGUCAUCGUUUGCUGCACACAGUGGGGACCGUGACAGAAUGUCCGGGACUGCGCAGGAGCUAGAGGCUGCGUUACGCAGACUGACGCCUACUGCAGUUGCUGCCCGCAGAGCCGCCUUAUCUGCUGGGCUCGACCAUGACCUUGACUGUCGAACUCCAGACAGUAUCAUGUCUACAGGCAGCAGUGGCGGGUACAGUGGGCUGGGCGGAUGGAAGCUUCCCGACAAACUGCAGAUUGUGAAGCCGAUGGAGGGGUCCGCAACGUUACACCACUGGAGCGAGUUGGCCACCCCUUCGCUGGGAGGGCUGCUGGAGGAGAGGCCUGGAGUGAAGGUGAGAGGUGGUCUGGAGCUGGAGCAGCUGGGCCUGGAGCUGUACACUCUGUCGGACCUGGAGGAGGAUGAUGAGGUUAUUCACCCAGGCAAGAGCUUCCAAGAUACAGGCAGUGUUUACACCUACACCACUAGCACCGUCAUGCACCCUGACGACAACACCAGCGUCACGCACAGUUACCGAGGCAGCCAGAUGUGUACGGCGACGAGUAGCCGCAUGUCGAGUGUCGCAUCAACACCUGUCGUCCGCUCCCGUCGCAACUCCACCUCCACCUUUUCGUCGUCCCUGGGACUCGCCAAGAUGCUCAACGAGCGAGGAAUCAAGGCUGUGACUCCUUCCACUCUCCCUACUCCCAUGUUCUCUCCUACCGCCACCCCCGCCAACAGCCCCGACCACUCCCCAUCCUCCACUCCCGACCACUCCAGGUCUCCCUCCCCCUCCCCCACAGCGUCCAGCUACUCCCCUCUUGGGCUUCCAGGAUUCUUGAUGAGCAGUGGUGCAGAGCUGUUGCGGCGGACACUGAUUGGAGCUACGCAGUCUCCGCGCAGGACCGAGCAUGCCAGCCGCAGCCGUACGCAGCCAGAGAACACGGUCGUGGCCCGCAGACAACUCAAGGGCGGACCAGGGAUAGUGGAGACUCUGGAGCGUAUCGGACUGGAGCGCUUGAUGUCAACGACACCCCCCACCUCCCCGCCACAGACGACACAGUCCAGUACCACAGCGGGAACGGCAGCAGGCGUGGCGCUGGGGGUGCCUGGCACUCCGGGGUCGGGGGUGCUCGCAAGCCGCCUGAGCCAACUGCCGGGCGGAAGCAGCAGGGGGAGCGGUGGGGGCGGAGGACGGGCAGGCAGACAGCCCCGAGUGAGAGCGGACCUAGGUACAGUCCCCGGCCAGACGAACAACUCCCCCAGCAGCUCUCUGGGCACGCUCAGUUCGAUGCUGUUUGGCCGCAAGGGGGGCUUGCUGUAGACCGUAGACUCCCGUGGUAGGGCAGUGUUGCAUUGAUCAUGUUGGAGGUCGAAUUCAGUUCCUACGUUCAAAACCGACUUCUAAAUGUACAAAAUAUUGUUGUACUUCUUCCAUUGCUUGCCAGCAUUCCAACAGAGUAUUUCCUAUCUUACAAUGUACCAUUAAACACAUUUUUUUUGUAAAAAUUAAAUUUUAAAUUUAAAUUGAUAAUUAUUAUUAUAUUGUAAAAUUAAUAUUUUUACCUUUUAAUUCGUUUAAAUUCUUUAUUAGCAAACAUUAAAGCUUUUUAGUUGUUUAUAAAAUAUAUCAUACUUGUUUUGUGUGAUUGUAUGGUCUUCUUCCUAUAAAUUGUUCACACCACAAAAUAUUGUUUCCUAAUAUGAUAAAUAGAUUAUUUUUAAUUUUACGUAAAUCCAUUGUGUCUAUGACAGAAUAAAAUGUCUCAAAGCAACUUUGGUAUGCCGAAAUGGAAUUACCUUGAAGAAACAUUCCGACAAAAGUGGACAAGAUUGCAGCACUGUCCGUCCACGAAGUUGGUAGCUAGGCUGUGUCGCUCUUAGGUUAUAAGGAGGUUAUUUUUUGUAGUGUGUAACUAGUAGGCAUCGAUACGUGUACAGUACAUAAUGUAAACAAG
Homalodisca vitripennis (glassy-winged sharpshooter) is the source of this 3653-nucleotide messenger RNA. RefSeq names its product trafficking kinesin-binding protein milt-like. Lineage: Eukaryota; Metazoa; Arthropoda; Insecta; Hemiptera; Cicadellidae. The coding region runs from base 317 to 3019 and encodes 900 amino acids. The record is from RefSeq and is a predicted model, not a curated record. The transcript has 13 exons.